AGGAAACCUAUCUAUCAUCGUUAUCUUAUAAUGUUCCAGGCAUAUAAUCUGUGUUCUUCACAAUCUGAUGUAAAUAUGGCGAAAGAUUGGGAAAUUAGUCGUUCUGAUGCAGCGGAGUUAUUAGGUUUUGCGUUCACUUUAGAAAAUGACGAAACAGUUAAUCUUAUACUUGAUCGUGCUUACCUGAUACGUAAAUCUACUCAUUCAGAUAAUUCAUCCAGUGGAAUUAGUGGGGAGUAUUUAUAUGAGGGCCUUUUAUAUCACCUGCCGGAUGUAGCUAAUUGUUAUGCUCAUUUUGAUGCAGAAAUCAACAAAGUUUUUGGUCGUCAUCGUCGUUCAUUAAUCGACUCAACUUCUACAUCAGAAAGUGAUCUUAAUGAUUUAAAAUCAACACAUUCUGUCCCUGUAGUUAAUUCUUUGAAUGCUACAAGCUGUCCAAACAUUACAACUAUCUCAAAUAAAAAAACUGAAAUAUUGCCCAGUCAUUUUGAGUGCAUUGAUGUUACAGAAAUCCCACCAAUUGAAACUAAUAAUUAUUCUGAAAAAUUGAAAGAUAAUGUCCACCUAAGCAACAGUCCGCUCAGAGAUGAUCAAAGUAUUAACUUUCGUGGGCGUUAUUCUGAACGUGGUAUGUAAAUUAUUCAACACGAACAUCGUUUUCCCGUAUUUUGCUAUUUUUUUUCAUUGAUGCAAUUUCUGGUUCCAUGCAAAAUAAAAGAUUGUGAACGAUCGUUUCUUGUGUCUUCUUCGUCUUAUUUCGUUUUAAAUAUCUAUUCAAAUAAGUCUGUAGAAAUGUUCUCUCUCUGCUAAAAUACAGAUUUAUAUAUUUAUAUUUUAGUAUUCCAAAAUUAUAAUUUGAAGUCCAUUAUGUAAAUUUGUAAUAAAAUAUGUUUUUCUGCAAAGUUUUUCAAUACCUGUACUAAAUUACACUCUCCUUGUUGGCUUGUAUUGCUAACAUUUUUAAAAACAUGAUAUCAAUGUAAUAUUUUGCAACACAAUUUCAAUUCUACCGUAUAAGUAAACAUUUUUUCGUUUUAUUCUUAUUAAUUUCUCAUAUUGCUAAAUACAAUUGAGUAAAAUUUCAGGAAUUACAAACAGGACUUUGUUCAUAGUUGAUUAAAUCAAUACAACGCAUUGUGUGACUUUAUUUAUGUGUCCUUUAAAAACAUUACCACAAGAAAAUAAACACGUAGUUUCUAUUCUUGUCGAAAACUACUAAAAUUUGUUCAUUUUUAUUCGAUAUCUUCUCUUGUAUUUACUUACAUUCUGUUUAUUUCUACAUAAGUUACCUUUUAUGACUGGUGUUCACCCUCCUUUUAUGUUCACGUAUUAUAUAUCGUUUUCUCAGCGAGAUUUUUAUUUGGCGUUUGUAAUUAUUUGAGCGUUAUGAUUUUCGAAAUUCACUUUUUUACGGUCUCAUCAAUCGUACAUCCGUCCAAACACAUUCUUGUCUUAUGUAUGUGUGUAAAUUAUAUAUAUAUUUAUAUAUAUUCGUGUUUUUAUGCAAAAUUCCUGCCUUAUAACAGUUUUGUGUUUACUGGUGAACUGUUUUUUAUCAAUAAUAAUAAACUAUACAUAAGUCGUUUGAUUUUUAUCUACCGUUGCUUUGAACUUUGAUUAUUUAUCAUGUGAUACGAUGCACUUAGUAAUUUCUUUGUACCUCCUAUGGAAGCGAUUUACCAGUUGAACUUUGUCCCACCAAAUCUGUGCUUGGCAUGCAUGUGUCUGUAGAUGUGUGACUGUGAUCUAUUUUUAUUUUUGUAUAUCGGGCAUAAUUCAAUGGUAUUGUUUCCACUGUAGUCCUUGAAGUACAAACUCACUAAAUAAUUACUACUUGUGAGACUUCAAAAUACUGCCUGUUUACACGUAUGUUAAGUUUUAAUUAUUUGAAAGUGUAGAUAAGAAUUCUCAAACUAAUGAAAACACUUCGGUUUUAUUUUUAGAAUAUUCACGCAACAAAAUUAUUCAUUUCCAGCAAUACAGCCUGCAAAUACACGUGAUGAAUGUAGCCAAUUUUUUAUGUGACGUGAAGUCAUCCAUAGUAUUGCAACUGCAUUCAUCUGUUUUCUAGAAACUGAG
This is a messenger RNA of Schistosoma guineensis, 2079 nucleotides long. NCBI's taxonomy places the organism in Eukaryota, Metazoa, Platyhelminthes, Trematoda, Strigeidida, Schistosomatidae. The record is from the annotation of a GenBank genome assembly.